GUAAUUUGAGGCGGUCAACACUAAAAACUGACGCAGGAUGACCACUGAAAAUGGUGAGAUUCGCCGUCCAACUAUUGCUGAUCGUGAGGAUGAAUAUCGUUCGCGUCGUCGAUUGCUGAUGAUUUCUCCAGCAAGAGUAGACCCGUUCGCUGAUGGUAUGUAUACAAACAGCGUUUUUAUUGUUUAUCAACAUUUAUCCUUAAGUUAUUACCCCAUCUAAGAACGAAUUUUUCUUUUUUGUAUAGCGAUGUGGUGUCCAGCGGGGCUUAUUUUUUGUGUAAGGUUAGGGCGUUUGGUAAGUGCAUAUGAUUAGGUGAUUGUUUAGUUCUUAUACAUUCUACGCAAUCCAAACUCUUUUACAGCGAUUUCGCAUCAUUCAACCUUGAAGCAAUCUCUUGGUUCGGAAACGAUGGCCCGGGAUAAACCCAUCACGUGCGUCAUUUUUUUUAUGAUGUUAAAUUAUGUGUAUAGUUCUCUAAUGCCUAAUUUGUCUUUGCUUCUUUUUAUUUAUAUUUAUUUCUGCGCACCACUGACAAAUAAUUUGAUGAAUUGGCGUUUGUAGGCGACCAAACACCGGAUCACCGUCUAUCAACGUACAAAGAUAUCAUGCUUAAUCAGCAACUCACCAAGGAACAACGGGCAUUGCAGGCAGAGAUAGCCGAAAGAGGUAAGACUGGGACUCUACGGAUGGACUCAGAAGUUCCCACGAAAAGACGUAGAUGGGAUCAGCCUACCACAGAUGUCAACGGGACUAAGAAUGACGCACCAACUCCUGCUGCUACUCCAUCAACUCCUUCGAAGCGUUGGGGAGAUGACGCACUCACUCCUUCACGUCCACCCUCUACACUUACAGGAGUCUCAACCCCUGGAAGCCGGUCACAGUGGGAUGACACUCCCGGGAGAGCAAAAGACCCUGGCGCAACCCCUGGACAAAGCGUUAGGCAAUGGUCAGAAACUCCCCACUUUGCAGCUACUCCAGGUCGAGAAACAGGAAGUUCUGCAUUUGGUGUAAGUAUUGAGACCGGUGAAUUUCAUGCCGCUAACUAAUUCCUCGUGCUAAUGCUUUUAAUUUUUUCCCGUUCUAGGGGACACCUAGUGCUAGACGUAACCGUUGGGACGAAACUCCUCACACUGAAAGGUAUGGUGCCGAUACACCAGGUCAUGGUGCUGGAUGGGCAGAAACCCCCAGAGCUGAUCGAACUCCUGGCGGUGUAGAGUCAAUUCAAGACACACCAUCUUCAAUGGUUUAUGGACCAGGCUCCACUCCAUCAAGUAUUGCUGCUGCAGCCGCACUUGCCGUUAAGCGCAGAUCUAGAUGGGACGAAACUCCACUAAAAGCAGGAUCAACUCCAGGUGGUUUAACACCAUCUCAGACUCCGGGCAGCUUCACACCGUCAAGUGCUAUGGGUGGGAUAACACCAGGAGCAACUCCUGGAGGCUUUAAUGCGGCCAGCGCUUUCACUCCUUCCGGAACUACUCCAACAGGUUUACGGGCUAUGGCUAUGGCCACACCAAAUUUUGGGUCUGCUGCCAUAACAAUACCAGGAGCAGGAAUCCCAAUGACUCCCGAACAGUUACAAGUAUAUGCUUGGCAGAAGGAGAUCGAUGAUCGAAACAGACCUCUAACUGAUGAGGAUUUAGAUGAGUUGUUGCCUCCAGGUUAUAAGAUCAUGCCACCGCCCGCCGGUUACGUCCCAAUAAGGACUCCUGCUCAUCGAUUGGUAGCAACACCAACUCCAAUGAUUGGAGGGACUCCAAUGGGCUUUAGAAUCGGCACACCUGAUAUUGGAACAACAGCUGGGUUUGGUAUGAAUGCAACUGGAGGUAAUGCUGCGGCUCUUGGUGACAUGCAACCGAAAGGAGCUAAUUUACCCAUGAUGAGACCUGAUGAUCUACAGUAUUUUGAUAAACUGCUACAAGAUGUCGAUGAGGACACUCUUCCACCCGAGGAGGCACGUGAAAGAAAGAUAAUGACAUUUUUACUCAAGAUAAAAAAUGGUACUCCUCCAAUGCGUAAGUCAGCCCUAAGGCAGAUCACUGAGAAAGCAAGGGAAUUCGGUGCAGGACCUCUGUUCAAACAAAUAUUACCCCUUCUGAUGUCUCCUACAUUAGAAGAUCAAGAACGCCAUUUGUUAGUGAAGGUCAUCGAUCGUAUUUUGUAUAAACUGGACGAUCUUGUCCGCCCUUUUGUGCACAAAAUUUUGGUUGUUAUUGAACCUCUACUUAUUGAUGAAGAUUAUUACGCUCGUGUCGAGGGGCGUGAAAUAAUAUCUAAUCUCGCAAAAGCUGCCGGACUCGCUACUAUGAUUUCUACUAUGCGUCCCGAUAUUGAUAAUAUGGACGAAUAUGUGCGUAAUACAACUGCAAGAGCGUUUGCUGUCGUUGCAUCAGCUCUAGGAAUCCCUAGUUUGUUGCCAUUUUUAAAAGCCGUUUGCAAAUCUAAAAAAUCUUGGCAAGCUAGACAUACUGGCAUCAAGAUUGUUCAACAAAUAUCUAUCCUUAUGGGUUGUGCAAUUCUACCGCAUUUACGGUCUUUAGUGGAAAUUAUUGAACACGGGUUAGUUGAUGAACAACAAAAAGUUCGCACCAUUACAGCAUUAGCUUUGGCCGCUCUUGCUGAAGCAGCCACUCCUUAUGGUAUAGAAUCAUUUGACUCAGUUUUGGAACCUUUGUGGCGUGGUAUAAGAACUCAUCGAGGCAAAGGUUUAGCCGCUUUCCUAAAAGCUAUUGGCUACCUCAUCCCCCUAAUGGAUGCAGAGUAUGCCAAUUAUUAUACCCGUGAAGUUAUGUUAAUUUUAAUCCGUGAGUUUCAGUCUCCUGAUGAAGAAAUGAAAAAAAUUGUUCUUAAAGUAGUCAAGCAGUGCUGUGCAACAGACGGUGUCGAACCUGAUUAUAUUAAGUCGGAAAUUCUACCACCGUUUUUCCGUAGCUUUUGGACACAACGUAUGGCUCUAGAUCGGCGCAAUUACAGACAGCUGGUUGAUACAACUGUGGAAAUAGCAAAUAAAGUCGGUGCAGCUGAUAUCAUCUCUAGAAUUGUAGAUGACCUCAAAGAUGAGUCCGAACCUUAUCGUAAAAUGGUGAUGGAGACUAUCGAAAAAGUUAUGUCUGCACUAGGAAGCACAGAAGUUGAUGCUCGACUUGAAGAGCAAUUAAUCGAUGGUAUAUUAUAUGCUUUCCAGGAACAAAGUACCGAAGACGCUGUCAUGUUGAUUGGUUUUGGAACUAUUGUACAAUCACUUGGUAAACGUGUUAAGCCGUACUUGCCCCAAAUAUGUGGUACAAUCUUAUGGCGUCUUAAUAACAAAUCGGCUAAAGUUCGUCAGCAGGCAGCCGACCUUAUUAGUCGUAUCGCUGGUGUAAUGAAAGUGUGUCAAGAAGAAAAACUAAUGGGUCAUUUGGGUGUAGUUUUAUAUGAAUACCUUGGUGAAGAAUAUCCAGAAGUACUUGGAAGUAUUUUGGGUGCCCUUAAGGCUAUUGUAAAUGUAAUUGGUAUGACCAAAAUGACUCCUCCAAUUAAAGAACUUCUGCCAAGAUUGACACCAAUAUUGAAAAACAGGCAUGAAAAAGUAGAAGAAAACUGUAUCGAUCUUGUUGGACGAAUAGCAGACCGUGGGUCGGAGUAUGUCUCUUCUAGAGAAUGGAUGCGUAUCUGCUUUGAACUCUUGGAAUUAUUAAAAGCACAUAAAAAAUCAAUUCGACGAGCAACUGUCAACACUUUUGGUUAUAUUGCCAAAGCAAUCGGUCCACAUGAUGUUUUAGCGACUCUGUUAAAUAAUUUAAAGGUGAGUUGUUUAGAGCUUAUUUGUCAAAGCCAGUUACAGUCUAUUUGUUGUUAUCUUCUUCACUUUCAUUUGUGUUUUCCAUUUUAAUAUUCUAAAUUUUUCUCUUCAGGUUCAAGAGCGUCAAAAUCGUGUUUGCACAACUGUUGCUAUUGCUAUUGUUGCAGAGACAUGUAGUCCAUUUACUGUUUUACCCGGUCUUAUGAAUGAAUAUAGGGUCCCUGAACUAAAUGUUCAAAAUGGUGUUUUAAAAUCACUGGCUUUCAUGUUCGAGUAUAUUGGUGAAAUGAGCAAAGACUACAUAUAUGCCGUAACUCCUCUGUUAGAAGAUGCACUAAUGGACCGGUAACUAAAAAUUCCUUAAUAUACUCUUUUUCUAUGCGGUUUGCUAACCUAAUGUAUUUUUCCUUUUAGUGAUCUUGUGCACAGACAAACUGCAAUGACUGCAGUAGCUCAUAUGGCUCUUGGUGUAUAUGGGUUUGGGUGUGAGGAUGCUCUUCUGCAUCUCCUGAACGUCGUUUGGCCUAAUGUCUUGGAAACUUCGCCACAUGUCAUUCAGGCUUUCAUGUUUUGCAUUGAAGGUCUCCGUGUUGCACUUGGUCCUAACAAAGUACUUCAGUAUUGUCUUCAAGGCUUAUUCCAUCCUGCUAGGAAAGUGAGAGAUAUGAUGUGGAAAGUGUACAAUACUAUUUACAUUGGUAAUCAAGAUGGCUUAGUUUAUGGUUUCCCACGUAUUCCUGACGAACAAGAUCACACUUAUAUCCGACAUGAAUUGUCUUAUAUUUUGUGAAAAUGUAUUUGUCAGUAUGAUCACAACCCUAUUUACUUCUUAUUUUCACUCCCAGACUUUUAUGUUUUGUUACUAUUGCAUUCUUGUCCUUCAAAUAAGUUCCUGAUAUCAGGAUCUAUUAACUCCUACGGUUUUACACAUCGUCGUGGUCUUGUAUUUAAACCAAUUUUUUUCGGAUUAAUAAAUCAGUU
Messenger RNA from Schistosoma mattheei, 4763 nucleotides. The record is from the annotation of a GenBank genome assembly. Lineage: Eukaryota; Metazoa; Platyhelminthes; Trematoda; Strigeidida; Schistosomatidae.